UUCAUACACCAAAUAUUAUUAUUUUAUCGUACUUUAGGUUCAUUAAUUGAUUAAUUAAUUCAUUGAAAAAGUGAUAUAGGACAAGUUCGACUAGUUGAGACAAAUGGAAACAUAUAUUUCUGUAUGAAAAGUACUUAGGUAUUUGACGUGAUAACGCAAUACAUGCAGAUAUGAGAACGGUCUUUAAUUAGAGGAGUAACCUUAAUUCAUCAGCGAAAUGAAUCUUGAGUGAUGAAAAUAUAAUUUGAAGAGUACUGUUUGUGGGGCCACGGUGCGGAGCUGGGUAAAUCAUUAUUUCACUUGUUAAUUACUUUAUUCAAUCACUCAUUAUUGGUUUUAACUUUAAUGUCAUCAAAUUUGGCAUUUUUGGAUAAUAAUUAAAUUAUGCAAAUUGAGUUAUGAAAGUUUUUCGGUGUGGCACAUAUUUCUCGGCUCUGUCACAGCAAUUAUUCGAGAUAUAUCCAUUUUUAAUGGAAUGGGACGGCAAAUACUGGAACGGUGUACUCCUGGAGGAUGUGGAUGACGAGGGAGAGUUGAACUAUCCAGAUUGGAAAUCUGACUUGUCCAUAGAACAACUUCCAACUGAGUGUAUUCUGGAGAUAUUCUCUUAUCUCUCUGUUCCUGAGAAAUUUAUCCUGGAAGAUGUUUGUCACCGCUGGAAGGAAAUAUCUGAAAGCGGCUGGUCAGAGGUGAAGAGACUGUUCAUAAGGUCGACAUGUCCUCGUUUCACCACCGCCGAGAUCGAGAUAAUCUUUAGGCGAUGUGGGAGGUUCCUGAAGUCCCUGAGGAUCGAUCUCGAGGACGAGAGAACCAACUGUUUGCAUUUGAUCCAGAAGCACUGCAGAAGUAUCAGGGAAUUCGAGAUAGACUUCGUGCAGGUCAACUGGCGGCCAAUCAUGUGCCUCUAUUAUGCAGAUUAUUUCUCAAAAAUUUAUGAGACCUGCAGGGAUCUCCGAUCCAUAACGAUACUGUCUAUAAAGUCCACUUUCACUGAUACUUACGUCACGAAUUUGAGAUAUGAGAUCGUGGAGACGAUUCAUCUGACUGUUGGGGCUCAUAACGUUCAUUUUUCUCUGAAUCUGUCAAGAUUUCGAAAUCUGCGUUGCUUGAAUCUCGAACGAUUCAUAAUUGACGAGAAUCGUCUGGUUGGAUUCGACCAGUUGCAAAAACUGGAGGAAUUGUAUUUUUCAUUCUGCAAUAUUCACAUAAGCCACAUUAAAAAAAUUAAGAAAUUCAAGAACUUGGAGAAGUUGUGGCUGAACGGGGCGAUCAGCGAGAUUCGUGACGAUCAUAUUACCAAUAUUGUCCAUUACUGCCGAAAAUUGAAAGUUCUCAAUGUGGAUGGUCUGCGUGGAUUGACAGAUCGCUGCUUCAUAGACAUAUCAAAGCUGCCAGCUCUCGAGGAGUUACACAUGAUGAGCCUCUCUCGAGUGUCCGAUUACGCAAUAGCAAAUAUGCGGACGUUGAAGACUCUGAGUUGCCCCCAGUGCCCUGGAAUCGGUAACGACGGAUUGAAACGAUUAAUUCGAUGCGCCCCAAGUCUGCAAUUUCUAUCUGCACGGCGAACCUCGGUCACCAAGAAUUUUCUCGCUGACGCAAAUGAAGCGAUUCAAUCUCGGCAGAAUAAUGUACAGUUAUUUCUGGAUCUCGGGCCUGAGGCUUACACCUGGCAAUUGCCCAUGAAUUUCUCACCUCUGUUGAUUCUGGAGGGAAGCGCGAAGUAGCACGGGCAAUUAUUUGGCUUUUAUAAUUGGAAAUUCGAUCGGAGAUAAAGAGAUUUUUUUGAAAAUAACUUUUUUGUAUUCGUCUGAAAAAAUGAUCUGAUUUUUCGUCUGAAAAAAGUGGAAAAAAAAUUAAUGACAAGUACUGAUGUCAUUGUCAUUACCUGAAAUGUGAAUUACCCAACAACGAGCGACCGAUAUAGUAAUGGAUGAUUGAGAAUUGGAAUUUGGAACUGUUUUUGAAGAAGGAAUGAUUCCUAACUAAUUUGAAGAGAGAAGUACGGCAUUUUUUUGCAGUUUCAUUAGUAUUUGAUUGGCCAGGAGGACAGAG
Messenger RNA from Diachasmimorpha longicaudata, 2052 nucleotides. RefSeq lists its product as uncharacterized. The record is from RefSeq and is a predicted model, not a curated record. Gene Ontology annotation, molecular function: protein binding. Lineage: Eukaryota; Metazoa; Arthropoda; Insecta; Hymenoptera; Braconidae. The transcript is spliced from 6 exons. The coding region runs from base 399 to 1724 and encodes 441 amino acids.